CCUGCGUCCGAAGACGUCAUGACGUAGUCUUUGUGGGACAGUUUGUUUACAUCAUGGCGGCGGUGGAUUUCAGAGACAACCUUUUGGGGAUUUCGUGGGUGGACAGCGGCUGGGUUCCGAUUCUGAACCCGGGAAAUGUUUUGGACUACUUCUCUGAGAGGAGCAAUCCGUUUUAUGACCGAACCUGUAACAACGAGGUGGUGAAGAUGCAGCGGCUCAGCCUGGAGCAUCUCAAUCAGAUGGUCGGAGUGGAGUACAUUCUUCUUCAUGCUCAGGAGCCGAUUCUUUACAUAAUCCGUAAACAGCAGAGAACGUCUCCAACACAAGAGAUCCCGUUGUCGGACUACUACAUCAUAGCAGGAGUGGUGUAUCAGGCCCCGGACCUGGGGACCGUGAUCAGCUCCAGAGCGUUGUCUGCGGUUCAUGGGAUCCAGUCAGCUUUCGACGAGGCCAUGUCCUACUGUCGCUAUCACCCGUCUAAAGGAUACUGGUGGCACUUCAAGGACCAGGAGGAGAGAGAUAAAACCAAACCGAAGUCAAAGAAGAAAGAGGAGGCGAGUUCUCUGUUCCAGAGGCAACGUGUCGACACGCUCCUUCUCGACCUCAGGUCCAAAUUUCCACCAACGUUUUACCAGCCCAAACCGGGUGAGAAGCCGAUUCCAGUUGAGGUGAAGAAAGAACCAGAACCUCCGACAGAAACCGUUAAACAAGAGGAGAGGGAGCCGGCCUCUAAGUCCUCUGCACCGGCGCCGCCAAGCAAACCGCCUCCUGAGAAGAGAGCUCGGCUUCAGUGAGACCGGACGGAGACAGGAAGUGAGACGUAUGACAGACCCACUGAAAGAAAAGCUCAGGAGAGUUUUUGUUACCUCUCCAUAAAUACAAUUACUCAUCAGAUCCAUUUACAAAGAGCAGCGCCAGGAUCGGUUGACAUCACCAGACAGCUGUGUCACACACACACACACACACACACACACACACACACACACACACACACACUCAUAGACUCACACACACACAC
This is a messenger RNA of Labrus bergylta (ballan wrasse), 1018 nucleotides long. The record is from RefSeq and is a predicted model, not a curated record. NCBI's taxonomy places the organism in Eukaryota, Metazoa, Chordata, Actinopteri, Labriformes, Labridae.